UCCGCACACAACUUUCCUCUUCAUCUUAUCACUUCUUCUGGUCGGCAGACUGGACGCAUCAUCUCACGCUCCGGGAAUGGGAACUAAACUAGGUUCAAAGAAAAACUUCGAGUUCUUUCGAGUUUACGCGCUACAGAAGCUACUUUUCAAACUACAGGGGUAGUUGUUACUGCAGGUGUAGGUCGACAGCCAAUGACCUCUCAGACACACUAGAAGUUGUCAAGAGAGCUACAAACGCUAGAAGUCAGUAAAGCUCAAUAGAGUGGGCUGUCUGGAUUUUUAUCACAAGGGUAGUCGUGUACUUACAGACAACAGUAAACUUCACCCGAAGCGUGCGUAAAAGAUCUGUGCGUAAAGUUGGGGCUGUUACGCACGGUUCAAACUAAGUUUUAGCGUGGAAAGUAAUGCGAGGAAGUUGAAAAAAGAAAAUAUUUGUAAACUUCAGAAGCUGUUCAAAGGGUUUGCAGCAAUGGCAAAAUGGUUCAAAGAUUUCCCCAUCAACCUGAAGAACGGAAACGAGAGGGUCCGCUCGGCUUCUGAAUCUGGUUCACAAACUCGACCGAAACCCUCGUUUUCUCGAGACAGUCUGAAAGGAACUCCGCGCAAAGACGGUGGUGUCGGGGGUUUAUUGUCGGGGAGAAACAGGAAGAAUUCGGCGACAGAAUUGGGUCGUAAUAAUACAGGUCCUACUGGGACAGUCUGGGAGACUCUCACAAAUGGGAAAGGGCGCAAGAACUCCAAGAUCGAGACUGGGACAUCUGAUGAGAACCGCCAGGUCAGGACCUCUAGUUUGGCGCAAGCGUACAUCAGCAGGAUGAUCAAAGUAGAUAAACAAGACAAAACCCAAAAACUCAAUGGGAUCAGUGAGCAGAAGCUACCGGAGAACGAGAAGGGAAGGCCUGACAUUAAAACAACGCUGAUCAUCCUGGAGGACUAUGCAGAUCCUUUUGAUGCAGAGAAAACCAAGGAGCAGAGAGAGGCCGAGAGAGCAGGAGUGAAUGAUGGGUACAUGGAGCCUUAUGACGCACAGGUCAUCAUCACAGAGGUUCGCAGACGAGGCUCCAAAGACCUCCUGAAAGUGUGUGUCCUGCUGGAUCGAGGCCAGAGAGAAGGGAAGGGAGAGGAGAAAAAAUCCCCACCCCCAAAUAUCUACGACACACCCUACGAGGGCGGGUUGGAAGGCGACAGUGAGGGGGUGUGGAUCCCUGUCACACGGCCCGAGUCUGACGUCCGUCCCGCCGGAGAGUACGAACUGCCCUGGGAGUGGAGAAAGGAGGACAUUGUUAGAGCGCUGUCAGCUCAGUUCGAGACAGUGGAUUGUUCUCCCUGUAAAGAGAACAGUUCAACCUCCCUGCGACAGCAGCAGCAGCAGCAGCAGCAGCAGACACAGCAGCAACAAACCCUGAGGCAGAAGAACUGGAACAACAAAACACUUGUACCUUCCUCUCCAUCCUCCUCUUCUUCCUCCUUUCCUUCAUCUCCUAUUCUCAAACUCUCCCCUCUCACACCUCCAUCUCCCUCUUUCCCUACCCUCAAGCUUUCCCCUUCUUCUAGUCCCAACAAUAAACAUUCCCCUCCAUCUCCAACCUCCUCCAGUGCCCCGCUGGAUGUGGAGGCAGCUAAAGUGGAGCCGGGCCUGCCACUGGAAAAGCAGAGCUGGUACCAUGGCAGUGUGAGUCGGCAGCAGGCUGAGGCUCAGCUGCAGCGCUGCAGGGAAGCCAGCUUCCUGGUGAGAGACAGCGAAUCAGGAACCAGCAAGUACUCCAUCGCUCUGAAGACAAGUCAGAGUUGUGUGCACAUCAUCGUAGCCCAGACUAAGAGCGUUAAGGGCUUGGGCUUCACCCUGGAUCAGAGUAGCUGUGUGUUCUCCAGUAUCCCCGAGCUGGUCCACCACUAUUGCACACACAGACUGCCUUUCACUGGAGCAGAGCACAUGACCCUGCAGCAUCCUGUGUCCCGGCCACACUGAAGAUGUGAACGUGAAUACAGGACAGUUAAACACACUGGGACAUAUAGCCCAUGCACAGAGACAUGUAUUAUGUAAUAAUGCACAAAUUCACACAGACAGAAUGCAUCAACUUUUUCAUACAUGGGUAAAAAUGCACCCAAGGAUAUGCUGCUUUGGGGUUAUCCUGUUUACUACCUUAAAAAGUGUACAUGUUUGAAGCGCUUACAUGCACAACCUGGUGGCCAAAGUCAUUCAUCACAACAACCACUUAUCCAGUUGCCUUGUCUAUCAUCUCUAUGGACCAAACUCCAUCCAAAAACUGAUGUCUCAAUGCACACCGGACACUGCAUUCGCCAUAACCAAUCACAUACUUGUAACAAACGAGACAUGCUGGCACCAUGCCAUACAGUUAGGGUCGGUAUGAGAGAUCAAUACACCUGAUUGGAGUAUAUUUGUUCAUCCAUCUGACAUGUCAGUCAGAAUAUUGAUCUAUCCUGAAAAUCAGGCUAAUUUGCCGACCACAGGGUCUAACAAGGGAGAGAGCUUUAUUGAUUAGGCGAUUAGAACUAGUGGACUGGGAGGGGUCUUAUAACAGUAGAGAACACAGUCAGCAAAAAAUUGCUUGAGUGUAAAAUAAAUAUUUAAAUCAUGCCCAUUCACAUACCUUCAUAAAAGACUCUUCUGAUUAAAAAGCCUUCUUAUUACAUGUUAACAGAAGUGGCCUGCUUUACCCUUACAUGUACCUUUGCAUAAGUAAUGUAUGUAUGAAGUGAUUGUCCGAUGUUGUCAGUUACACAAUAAUGUGGGCUGUUACUGCUGUAAGACUUUUAUUCAGUAAAUAAAAUAUAUAUUAACAGAA
Notolabrus celidotus (New Zealand spotty) is the source of this 2807-nucleotide messenger RNA. It is a transcript of the gene she, whose product is annotated as Src homology 2 domain containing E. Gene Ontology annotation, molecular function: phosphotyrosine residue binding. Bases 470 to 1969 code for a protein of 499 amino acids. The record is from RefSeq and is a predicted model, not a curated record. The transcript is spliced from 6 exons. Lineage: Eukaryota; Metazoa; Chordata; Actinopteri; Labriformes; Labridae.